AUGGAAACAAUUAGAAACACCAUCUCAGAGAAUUUGGGCGGUCCUGCCCAUGCUCUCGCUUCUCCGGAGAACAGCUUCAGUUUGGAUGAGGUGCCAGACCUCAGCGGCAAGGUUGCUGUUGUCACCGGUGGCAGUGAAGGCAUUGGAUUUGGUUGCACUCACACUCUCCUGAAGCACAACAUUUCCAAGCUCUUUGUCACAUCCAUGAGACAGGAGGUCGUUGAGGAAGCUUUGAAUGCAAUUGAGGAAGAGUUCGGACCCGAAGCACGCAAGAAGUUUAUCUGGAAGCAAUGCGAUCUUGCUGAUUGGGUGCAGACUGGCAAGGUCGCACAAGAGAUUGCCUCGCAGACCGACAGAAUCGACAUCCUCAUCAACAACGCCGGUCGAGGAAUCAUGACCAGACAACUGACUAACGACGGAACCGACCUUCACAUGGCAGUUAACCACUUUGGUCAUGUCGUUUUGACCAGCCACUUGCUGCCAACCAUCAAGGAGACUGCCUCCAAGGGUAACACUGUCCGCAUCGUCUGUGUCUCUUCCAACUUGCACGCUCAAGCCCCUAGCGAAACCGAGUUCGCAUCGGUCAUAGAACUGAACAAAGACUACGGCCCUCAGCCGCAGUACGGUCGUAGCAAGCUGGCUAACCUCUUAUACGCCAAGUGGCUGAAUGAACACCUCAAGACCGAAUACCCCAACAUUAUCGUCAACGCUAUUCACCCUGGCAUCGUCGAUACUGCACAAACAAACGUUCACAUCCACGAGGCAUUCCCUCUGCUUGGUUACGGCAUGUCUGUCGGACUCAAGCCUUUCCGCAAGACUCAGUUCGAGGGUUGUGUCUCUGCCAUGUACGCAGCAACCAUGGCCGAUACUGGCGGUAACUACAUCGCCCCUCCAAAGGUCUACGAGACCCCUUCUGAGAAGGGUCAAGACAUGCAAUUGGCGGAUCGCCUCAUGAAGUUGACAGCAGAGGUUGUGGAGUCGAAGACUAGGUCAGAGAGUUCGGCAAAGGGUUGCCCGUUCAAGGAGGAUUAG
Aureobasidium melanogenum CBS 110374 is the source of this 1032-nucleotide messenger RNA. RefSeq names its product retinol dehydrogenase 12. Lineage: Eukaryota; Fungi; Ascomycota; Dothideomycetes; Dothideales; Saccotheciaceae. The transcript has 2 exons. The coding region runs from base 1 to 1032 and encodes 343 amino acids. The record is from RefSeq and is a predicted model, not a curated record.